This is a messenger RNA of Candidula unifasciata, 1903 nucleotides long. The record is from the annotation of a GenBank genome assembly. Lineage: Eukaryota; Metazoa; Mollusca; Gastropoda; Stylommatophora; Geomitridae.
AUUUUAAUACUGGCUUCUCAAAGAACGAAGGAGUUGCUCUGCAGCGUUCUCGAUUAUUGGGAAUCUUUGUGAAGAAAGCUUUGGUGGCCUGGCGUAGCCGUGUAAUUACCCUGUUUCAGCUGGUGCUUCCGGGACUCUUUACGUAUUUGGCCAUGCAUGUUCAGACAGAAGGUGAUGAGGCACCGCGAGAAGAUCCCCUGACUUUGAAUAUUAUACCGUUUGGGGAAACCUACAUUCCCUUCACAGACGGGCAUGUUCAUGAUGAUCAAAGCACAUUGAUAGCAGACUUGUACAAAAGACAGUUCUGCGAUUGUCAUAAGACGGAAUACUUUAGGUUAAAUGACGAAGAGACGUUUGAUAACGUUACAGGACAGAGAGCCACGGAGAUGGGCAAAUCAGAUUACAUCAAACAGAUGAUCAUUGGUAUGGAGGUGGUCCCAUCGUCAUUGCCUCACAAAGUAGCAGCCAUUGCCUAUUACAACAGUAAACCGCUUCACUCGCAAGCUGUUUCUGUCAACUACGUGGUGAAUGCCUUGCUUCAGUCUGUCCUGAACACAUCAUUCGCCAUCAAGUCCACUAUGGUUCCACUUCCCAUUGUUGAGGGGAAAAAGAACAGUGAUAGAGGAGCUAUGUUAGUUGGCUAUAUAGUCGCCGUAUGUUUGGUUAUGGCAAUGUCUUUUAUGAUCACACUGUACAUUGCCUCACUUAUUAAGGAAAGGCAGACUGGAGCGAAACACAUGCAAAUUAUGACCGGAAUUUCUCCUGUAACUUACUGGUUGCCAACUUUUCUAUGGGACUUCCUCACUUUCUUUGUGCCUAGUAUUGCCAUUCCAGUAAUAUUCAAAGUGUACGAAAUCAGCGCCUACACACAGGACGGGAGAUUGGCGCUCGUCGUUUUGGUACUGGUUGCUUAUGGCUGGGCGGUGCUGCCGCUGAUGUAUAGCUUGCAGUUUCUGUUUAUAUCACCUCCCAGCGGUGUUGCCAUGGUGAUUAUGUACAGCUUUCUGUCAGGCGUCGUGAGCACUAUAGCUAUGACAAUACUCAAGGCUGUGGGGCCGCCACUCAAAGACACGACGGACAAGUUGGAUUUACUGUUCGCCAUAGCGUUCCCCAAUUACAAUCUGGCCUCCUGUCUCAUAAACAUAAACACGAACUACCAGAACCUCAAAGUAUGCGCGCCGCUCCAGAUAAUGUGCCAUAUUUACGGCGGUAGUUGCUGCAAAGAACGAUGUGGGGACAGGUGCACACUGUUUGAAACUAACUACCUCAGCACAAACGUUCCGGGCAUUGGAAAGUACCUGCUUUUUAUGGCCGGUCAAGGAGUGUUAUUUUUUCUGAUUGUUAUGGCAAUUGAAUAUAAAGUGAUUCAGAUGUUGUGGUACGCCCUUGUUGGAGCUGACAGUAAUGUUAAAAGUACAGACGAGAGCAACGAGGACAGUGAUGUUGCAGCUGAAAGAGAGCGUAUCAAUUCCACUCCAAUCUCAACUCUGACAUCUACAGAUCCACUGGUGCUUAUAAACCUGUAUAAAAAAUACUACGAUUUCGUCGCUGUGGAUCACACUUGUGUGGGCAUCAAAGAACGAGAAUGUUUUGGUCUGCUGGGUCAGAACGGCGCAGGAAAAACCACCAUUUUCAAAAUGAUCACCGGUGAUAUCAUGCUCAGUGGAGGCAACGCCUACCUCAAAGGUUUUGAUGUCCGAAAGGAUAUCAAGCAGGUCCAAACCAACAUGGGCUACUGUCCACAGUUCGAUCCUCUCAUUGAUGUGUUGACCGGACGAGAGACGCUCACAAUGUACGCACGCCUGCGAGGGAUACCAGAAGACAGCAUAAAUCGAGUGGUGAAAUCCCUGGCGGAGUUCCUCAUGUUUAGCGAAUAUCUGAAUGAUAAGUGCGGCAAUUACAG